Molecule: messenger RNA, 790 nt
Organism: Periconia digitata
Lineage: Eukaryota; Fungi; Ascomycota; Dothideomycetes; Pleosporales; Periconiaceae
Source: the annotation of a GenBank genome assembly
CGUGACUUGCGCUUCAGCACGAUCAUUCCCAGCCUUGCCAAAGUACCCAAUACAUGACACGUCUCCAUGCAUGAAUUGCAAACUCAAGCUAAUUUAUGGUUUCUAUCAUCUAUAUAACUAUGAUUCUGUUCACUACGCCGCAACAUGCUCGUGUCCACCUACGCACCACGGCCGAACCACCAGCAUCCGAUCUCUUGCGAUAAUCAUUCGCAACAAUAUGCCUCGUUCUAGACAAUAUUCGCGUCUGACGCGGAUUUUCAGGCACCACUCUACACCUGCCUCGCCUCACCACCCCUCCGACUCACCUCCAGCGCGACCACAUGAAAUGACAGCGAUAGCGCCAAUACUCUUCUCACCUACCACACCCAGGCUUACCGAUACUUGUCCUAUAUGCACCAAUAAACUGAACUCAAAUCCCUCAAACCCGCCGUUCCGCAUUGUCUCUAAGAACUGCAAUCAUGCAUUCUGCGAAAACUGCCUCAUGGAUCUGCUCAAAGGUGGUCACUCGUGGAGCAAUAAAUGCCCAGUCUGUCGAACGACAUGGGUGGAUCCGUCGCGCCCCUCGCGCUACUUAAAUGAGAUCGAGAGUUUUCUAAGAGAAUUAAAUGUCCGGCUUGAUGACAUUCCUUGUUCGGAUGCAGUUGAAGGGCUUUGGAGGAAGGGUGAAUCGAUGCAAGAUGUGCUUACUGUGAUACGACGGAGGAACACUGUAGUUCUUGGAAGAGCGUCAAGAACACAGGAGAGGAUGAAAACGUUGAUUGUGUUCAUCGAGAUCAUACUCGAUUCGUGA